Messenger RNA from Thlaspi arvense, 384 nucleotides. NCBI's taxonomy places the organism in Eukaryota, Viridiplantae, Streptophyta, Magnoliopsida, Brassicales, Brassicaceae. The record is from the annotation of a GenBank genome assembly.
AUGAUACACGGGGGAGAAUUGUCAAUACAAGUAAUCUUUGUUUACCCGCUUGAUCGAUUCGAUCGGAGAAGGCCGGAAAAGCUCGAAGGUCCGUCGAUGGGGAGCUAUGUGGAGAAAGCUCGUGAAAAUCACGUGAAGAAGAAGGUUGAAGAAGCGCUGCGUAGCAAGAUGAAGGCAAAGGCACUAAACGAAUGUGAUCAGUACGUCUCAAAGUAUGCCGAAUGCGCGACGGGAAGAACGUUCUCUGUGGUGUGGAGUUGUCGUAAGCAAGCUAAAGAGCUCAACAGCUGCCUCCAUCAGUUCACCAAUGACACAGUCUUGGAGGAAAUGAAGAGAGAGUACAUGCUUCAAGAAGAGGGUAAAGUCUCUGCGUCUGCAAUAUAA